Lasiodiplodia theobromae is the source of this 957-nucleotide messenger RNA. Its product is annotated as Short-chain dehydrogenase reductase sdr protein. Bases 1 to 957 code for a protein of 318 amino acids. Lineage: Eukaryota; Fungi; Ascomycota; Dothideomycetes; Botryosphaeriales; Botryosphaeriaceae. The transcript has 2 exons. The record is from RefSeq and is a predicted model, not a curated record.
AUGAACCACGAAGACAUCAAACCCCAGCUAUCGGCUGCUCAAGAGCCGCCGCUACGCAAACGAAAAAGGACCAGACGUUGCAAUCCGUCCAACAGACGAGUCCUUCCUUCGCACAAAUGCAAAGCCACCGGACCGAACCUAAGCAUUACACCAAGCCCUAGCCAGCACCAGACCCAGCUGUCGACCGAUCGCAAGACAAGUCGCGAUAUUUUCCCCUGGAAGGAGCUAGCUGGCGAACUGAAGAACGACAUUUACACAUACGUCCUUACCGUCCCGGAGCCGAUACACCUCUUCGAGUUCAACACAAGCACGCGUGUCAUGAAGCGGGACAGGACGUUUCUCCCUUUCACUUCUUUGGGGGUUAACCUUCUCCUUGCGAAUAAGGCGACCUACCGCGAGGGUGCCCCCAUUCUAUAUGGACAGAACGACUUUCGUUUCAGAGGCCCCCGGGAUCUCGACAACUUCCUGGUCAACAUUCGUUCAUGGCCACUACAAUGGCUGAAGCGAGUUCAGCUGCAUGUCCGCGACGGGCCCCUGCUUGACCUGGGCUUCGUCCCGAACAGAAUGUACAACCUGUUGGGGGAGGCGCCGGAGCUUGAGAAAUUCGUGCUCGUUGAGGAUUCGUGCUACAGGGUUGAUGGCCAGAAGCUUGCGCAGUACCUGUGCUCGUCGCUAGAUGCACACACCUGGCUGACCAAGCUGGUCAGCGAGGGAGGACUGUCAACCCUCGAUCGCAUCUUUACACGCGCUACCUGGAGUUGCCAGGUAGCCACGCAAGAUGUAGUCAGUGCGAAAAGAGUAAAAGUUGAAAACAUGUGGCAUCAGCCGGAAGUCAAUCACGUAAAGUUCCGAGAAGAGCUGAAAGCCCUAGUCGCCACAGACGCAAGCAAUUUCUUGAAUGAGAAGCCCGAAGAACACUUGCAAUUAUCCGACACGGAUUCCGAAGAGUCUCCGUAG